AUGACGUUCAUCAUUGUUUGUCGUUCCACUCUCAUGAGGAUGGCUAGACUGAGAGCGGUGGCUGCUACCAUCAUCUCGAGAUAUCGACUUUCUACAACACUCUUUAGCCUCCUCUGGCAGUUGCCUGCUCGCAGAUUGGCGAGUAUGACCAGCUCGUCACUACAUAAGUCAUCAAACUCACGACUACAAGUCGUUACAACUACAAUGAGAGGCUUCCUCCGGAAGCUUGCAGCACAGGCAUUUACCGUCACGCGUUUAGUGUUUGAGUCGUUUCCGUACCGCAGCCCAGUCGACGUCUGCGACCCAAUGCUCUCUGACGCUGGCUUCUGGUUUGUCCCGUCAUCCGCUCGCCAUCCCAUCAACAGCUUGAGAGACCAGCCCACCCCCCGAUAA
Colletotrichum lupini is the source of this 393-nucleotide messenger RNA. RefSeq lists its product as uncharacterized. The coding region runs from base 1 to 393 and encodes 130 amino acids. The record is from RefSeq and is a predicted model, not a curated record. Lineage: Eukaryota; Fungi; Ascomycota; Sordariomycetes; Glomerellales; Glomerellaceae. The transcript is spliced from 4 exons.